Gymnodraco acuticeps is the source of this 3564-nucleotide messenger RNA. RefSeq names its product fascin actin-bundling protein 1a (gene fscn1a). The record is from RefSeq and is a predicted model, not a curated record. Gene Ontology annotation, cellular component: growth cone; actin cytoskeleton; microvillus. The coding region runs from base 201 to 1697 and encodes 498 amino acids. Gene Ontology annotation, biological process: actin filament bundle assembly; establishment or maintenance of cell polarity; cell migration. Lineage: Eukaryota; Metazoa; Chordata; Actinopteri; Perciformes; Bathydraconidae. Gene Ontology annotation, molecular function: actin filament binding; protein-macromolecule adaptor activity. The transcript has 5 exons.
CUGUGGCAGCGUGCUCGCGCUGCUAAGACAGGGAGAGCACUGAGGACCGGUGGCGCGCGCUCACACACACACACUCCCCCAAACAAAGAGAAGCACGCGAGGCAGCACAGAGCAUCCCACCCUUUCAGCCCUCGAGCUCCAUCCAUCCCCUCUUUUUGGCACAGAACCGGUCCCGGUCCGAGCGCACAGAAAAACCGACAAUGACAACCAACGGCUCGACUAACGGAACCAGCGACAUGCUGCAGAUCCAGUUCGGUCUGAUCAACUGCGGGAACAAAUACCUCACCGCCGAGAUGUUCGGCUUCAAAAUCAACGCGUCCGCCUCCAGUAUGAAGAAGAAGCAGAUCUGGACUCUGGAGCAGAGCGGAGACGACUCCACCGGGAACGUUUUCCACCUCAAGUCUCACCUGGGCCGGUACAUCGCCGCCGAUAAGGACGGGAACGUCACCGGGGAAAGUGAGACCCCGGGCGCGGAGUGCCGCUUCGUCAUCACCGCGCACGAUGAUGGCCGCUGGUCCCUGCAGUCCGAGCCGCACGGCCGGUUCCUGGGCGGCACCGAGGACCGGAUCAUCUGCUUCGCGCAGACCGCGUCUGUGGCGGAGAAGUGGAGCGUGCACAUCGCCAUGCACCCACAGGUGAACCUCUUCAGCGUGACACGCAAGCGGUACGCGCACCUGAGCGGCAAGGUGGACGAGAUCGCCAUCGACCGCGACGUGCCGUGGGGGGUGGACUCCAUGAUCACACUGGUGUUCCGGGACCAGCGGUACCACCUGCAGACCUCAGAUAACCGGUUCCUGAGCAGCGACGGUGCGCUGCUCGCCACCACCGACCGGAGCACCGGAUACACGCUGGAGUUCCGCUCCGGUAAGGUGGCGUUCAGGGACUGCGGAGGGAAGUACCUGGCGCCUUCAGGGCCCUCCGGUACCAUGAAGUCCGGGAAGAACGCGCGGGUCGGGAAGGACGAGCUGUUCGUGCUGGAGCAGAGCCACCCGCAGGUCGUGCUAACAGCCGCCAACGAGAGGAACGUCUCCACCCGGCAAGGUAUGGACCUCUCAGCCAAUCAGGACGAGGAAGGCGACCAGGAAGUGUUCCAGGUGGAGAUUUGUCGCGAAAACAGGAAGUGUGCGUUCCGUACCGCCGCCGGAAAAUACUGGACCCUGACUGCUAACGGAGGCCUGCAGUGCACCGCCUCCACCAAGUCUGCUAACUGCUACUUUGACAUCGAGUGGCGUGGGAAGAGGCUGACUCUCCGGGCUGCCAACGGGAAAUACGUCGCCGCCAAGAAAAACGGGCAGCUCGCAGCGACCAUCGACUCUGCCGGUGAGUCUGAGGAGUUUCUGAUGAAGCUGAUUAACCGCCCGAUCAUCGUUCUGCGCGGCGAGCAUGGCUUCAUCGGCUGCAGGAAGGUGACGGGAACGCUGGACUCAAACCGCUCCACCUAUGAUUACUUCACCCUGGAGUUCAGAGACGGAGCCUACAGCCUGCAAGACUCCACGGGUAAAUACUGGAUGGUGGGUAACGAGCAGUCGGUGGUGAGCAGCAGCGACACGCCCGUCGACUUCCUCUUCGAGUUCUGUGACUACAACAAGCUGGCCAUCCGCCACGUUGCCGACAGCAAGUAUCUCCGCGGCGACCACGCCGGCGUCCUGAAGGCCAACGCUGACGACCUGGAGACCGCCACACUGUGGGAAUACUGAAGGAUCUGCUGCGAUGCUGAGGAAUGAAUUGAAAGUGUGGUGACGCAGCACAAACCCCAUCCAUACAUCUACCUACCAACCCCUCCUCGCUCCUUAUAUUAUGAUACUUAUGACUUUAUAUGUUGAUGAACUGCACAGAGAGAACAGGAAGGAGACACUUCUUUCUCUCCGUCCUCCCUUUCCUUCCCUUUUCCCAGCCCCAACCUUUAUCUGUUGCCAUAUUUACCGUGGGGCCGUGCACUUUUUUGUCCGAUCUGAUUCGCUGCUCAAACCUGUCACUCACUCCCUCCUCGCCUUACGAUUGAUGCCGUCCCUCCUUCCCUCCCCAGAACAUCUGUUUCUACCUGAUCUAAUCUCCCAAAAACAGAUCCACCAACCGGAGGAAAUCUGCUUCCUGUUAGCUGGAUUUUAAAGAUGGAGACGGUGGGUCUGUUUGUGGGAAAGCUUCUUGUAGAAACAUAAUUUUUUUUUGUCUGUUUGUUUUUCCAGGCCCUAUGUGAUAUAACUGGAGUGGAGCUGAUAAGUAAAGAUAUCGAAGACGGGUUUAACCCCUUUAUUCAUCUCAUCUGUAAAAAAAUAACUAAAUGUAAACCAGUUUCCUAUGUUGUUAUCUAGCUGUGGUCUCAUUGGUCACCACGGGGGGAUUUCCUGGACCAAACGGGAUGUAGGAAGUUAAAACACUUACCCUUCCCCCCCUCUUCUUCACACACUAAACCUAUUGUCCUGAAAACAAUAUAAAUAAAUUAAAAAUAGCAAAUGUUGCAGUCACAUACUGUAUGUUUAUAUGACAGAAAAAACACUCCCUGAUACACAGUUGGAUUUCUUUUUCUACGUCCAAGGCACAGACAUUAUCAUGGAUACAGUAGGGAGCUAUUGCAACUGGAGUGAUAUGAUUUAUAAACCCUUUUUUGAUGAAAGCUUAUUUUUGAAUCCCUCGACCAAACGUACACCUCAGCCUUUAUCGAGACCAAGAUAACAGACCAUCAUCUCUUACACACACACACACACGCGCAACUGGAACCUGGUGCUGCUCACUCCUGUUAUAACUCGUGAAAUAUUAAUAAAGUCGAGCAUCUCUCACCAAAAGACGGUGAUUUUCUGCUGCACCUGAAAGCCUUGCCAUAUAUAUCUGAAAUCUGCUGCUUCUUUAGUUUUCUGUCUGAAGUAGAGAUGUGACCAAAUUGUUUUUUGUUGGGUUUUUUCUGUUCCUGACUCCUCGAUGACGGUGAGGAAGGGAUACGUUUAAAAAAAAAAAAAAAGAGAAAAGAAGCAGAUUUUGAAUAAUUUGUCAUCUAUUUAACUGAAUUGUCUGUUAUGCAGUCGUGUAGCACAAUGCAUUGGUCUUUGAUUCUCCACCCUUCUGCUUUCCGCAUAAACACAUUAAUGAUUUCCGUAAAAAGACGUAAAUUAUUGGGCUGUCUCCCCACAUCAUCCUCUUCCUCGUUAAUCAUUCCUCUGAUGUGUAAAUCAGAAUGGAAAACCAAUCGUUGUACUCCCAUGAAAUAAUACAUGAUUGUAGCCGGCUCCUCACCAACUCCGUCCAAUUUUCUUGGAGCGAUUUCUGCAUGAAGGGUUGAGAAUCUCAAGCGAAUAAAAAGGAGCGUUUGUCCUCGGAGAAAACGAGGUAACAGAGACCAAGGCUUAGACAAACGGAUGUGGAAGGGUAAACAUGUGGUAAUGACUGUGCCUUACUCUUUUUUGGGCAGUAGGGAAGAAAAGAAAUGAAUCCACAUCUUUGCUUUGUAUAACUGGAACUUCUUUUUGUAUUAUUAUUUUGUAUAAUUUUUUUGAUAUUGUGGAUUAACCUCUCUUGUGCCAUUGGUUCACCUGAAAUCCAACGACCAAUAAAACUGGGAUUUGGAACGCU